AUGACAACUUUCGUUUCUUUUAUAAUUCGACCGGCUAAGUGGGAUUCAAGUAGGACUUUGGUCCACCCGGCAGGAUAUCCCAUCGAAGCACCACCGAUAUUUUCAAUCACAACAUCUAAAGAACGGAAACCUAAUGUUGUUGCUUUUUCAGGCUGGGGAGCCGGCCCUUUUGACAUUAUUGGCGAUGGAAAUUUUCCAAAAUCAUUCCAUUCUACAUGCCACUUAACGCUCCGCGGACAGCCUCUAGAGAUGCGCCUGAGCCAAUCAGGAUCUGGGGAAUGCAAAUUCGAGCACCCAACGAUGGGUCAGAUGAAAUGGAAGCCAGACAUGUUUUCGUCAAGUAAGAUGGAACUUCGUGACGGUUCAGGCAGGCGAGUUGCAACGUUCGGCAAGGGAAAGUCGGGCGAAAAGACGCUGGAAAUUAUUCAAGGCGACCCAUACUUCAUGGAAUUAGUACUCAUCUCCGGAAUUACGGCGAUAAACCUCAACAAAGGGAUGACCGAAGUGGUCGGAGAAUUAUUGGGCGGUGUUCUAGGAGCAUAA
This is a messenger RNA of Penicillium manginii, 543 nucleotides long. RefSeq lists its product as uncharacterized. The transcript has a single exon. NCBI's taxonomy places the organism in Eukaryota, Fungi, Ascomycota, Eurotiomycetes, Eurotiales, Aspergillaceae. The record is from RefSeq and is a predicted model, not a curated record. The coding region runs from base 1 to 543 and encodes 180 amino acids.